GCCCCGGGCGGCACGGGGGUGACCUCAUCAGGCAGCGACGAGGCCCCGCCCCCGGCGGGGCGGGGCGGGACGCCGGCGCCGUUACCGGGGAGACGGCAGCCGGGGCGGGCGGCGGCGAUCAGGCCCGCCGGGCGCGGGGCUCGGCGCUGCCCGGAAGGGGGAAACAUGAAUGAGGUAAAGGAGACCCUAAGAAACAUAGAACAGAACUACAGGCUCUUCCAGCAGCAGCAGUUUACGUUUAUCGCAGCGCUGCAACGUACCCGAGAGAAUGCACAUGACAUGAUCAGACCUGUGGCAAGCAUCAGACAGGUACAGUCCUACAUGGACCAUCACUGUAACAAUUCCACUGACCGGCGCAUCCUCAGCAUGUUUCUGAACAUCUGUAAUGAGCUAAGCAAGCUCUGCCAGAACCUGGAAACCCUACAUCCUGGGAACAGCGUAACCAAUGGCAUUUUGGAAAGAUGCAAGCUGCUCCUUAGCCACAGCAACGAUCUCAGCGCCAUCCGAGCUAAAUACCCCCACGAUGUUGUCAAUCACCUGAGCUGCAACGAAGCAAAGAAUCAUUACGGAGGUGUAGUGAGCCUCAUCCCCGUCGUCCUCGACUGCGUGAAGGAGUGGGUAGCCCACACGGAGAAGCUGCCACGGCACAUGCUGUAUAAUGUGAGUGGUGGAAGUGCUGUCUCUGAGAAAACGGCACCCCAGGAUGUACCAGCCAAGGCAGCCAUUUCCCCCAAACCACCUUCCAUCCGCCUUGGAGCUCAGACCUCAAUUAGUAACAAAGGUUAUGUACAAGUACAGGGAAAUAAGCAUGUGAGAAAGAAGUGCCUAACUGGCACGGAAAAUCACAGUGGGAAACUUAAGAGUCCUUGGAAGCCACCUGGUAGACAUGCUUUUUAAAGGAUCAAAGUUCAUGCAUCUUUGGCAUAGAGGUGGCUGAUUAAAGAUAGCAAAAUGAAUACUUAGAGAUCUUCCUUGUCUAAAUCAAAGUUCUGAAGAGACAGUCUUAACCUAGCCUUUAGCAGGUAAAUACUCCUUUCCCCUGCUCUUAUUUCCACUCUCCUCCUAAAAGUCAUCUCAACAGAACUCGUUGCAUCACACGUGCUCCCUAUGACAAGCCUGGUGGUGAGAGCAGGGAAUAGUCAGGACUAAUCAGGUUCUAAUCUCUCAAAUAAUGAAUCUUGGGCAAGUUACUUGAAGUGGGAUUUUACAGACUUCCUCUCAGACUUUUCUGAGGAAUACCCGCUCUCUCCCCCAAGCCAGAGGUAUGAAUAACCUGAAUGUUUGAAGGGUGCAAUGGCAGAGCAGCAAAGGCCUCUCCUGUAUGAAUUCAGAAGAACAUUAAGAUUCACACUAGGCUUAUCCCUAAAAUUCCCUCACUGCAGCUGAUCCCACUGAAAAUGCCUGGUCAUUUGGACCAAAGAAUCAAGGCUGACAAGGCAGAAUACUAAUGAUGCCUCCCUUGCGUGCCCCUGGCUGCAGAAAGGUCAGCAUACUUUCACCACAUUGACUGGGCUCUGCUGGAGGCUUCCUGCAGGGUCUCACACCAACAGCAGCAGACACCACUCUGAACAUCCUCCCUCCCACCUGUUUGACUCCUUUGCUGUCAAGCAGGGCUACAGACACGUAAAGGACAAAUUUCACGUUGCACUUAGUUUGGUUUAUUGAUAGUAUCUGAACUUGAAUAAAACACCGCUCUCCCUCCCAGAGCUCCGCAAGGCUAACAGCAGGAAGUCAUUUCCAUUCGACAUGAUUCACAGGAUUCUAGUGGGAGCAGAUGGAUCAAGAAAGCUGUGGCCAUUUUCAGUUGUUUUCCCUUUUAAACUGCAUGUUAAAAUGUCUGCCCUUUCCCUUUUUCAAGAUGAGUAUCCAGCUUGCCUAGCUUUCAAGGAUGUUAUGAGGCUUAGUUCAUUAAAACUGCAAGGCAUUUGAAAUAGUCUCGUGCUGGUUUUAUAACGGUACUUUGCAAUUCUAGCCACUGACUUUAUACCAGUGCCUCUGAAAACAGCUUUCUUUCCCAGCUGCAUGGGGAAGGUCAGCAGAGUCACAGGCUCUCCCCCAUUCCCUGGAGCUGAUAGGCAUCUUCUGUGGUGCUUUUUAUUCAAGCACUGUUAACAACAAACUUAAGAUCUCAAUAGUGCAGUGUCUUCCUUGUAUCUGAUUGCUCUUUUCCCCUCCCACAGGCAAAUUAGCUCCUGUUCUUUGCCACCUGCUGGAAGACACUCCUGAAUAAACAAUUUCCCCAUGCAGACCUGACUCAGUUUGCUAAAAUUAUGAGAAUGCUUUUGCCUUAAGAUGACCAGAUCUUGGCAACAAACAGCAAAAGAGAAGGGAGAAUUGAUACAGAAGAGGGAGCAUAGGAAAGAACAGUAGCUCAGAUGAAACAAGAAGUAUUUUCAGGAGCACUUUUAUUCCUCUCAUAACACCACCUUCUUUUGCACUUUCUUUCCCCCAUCCACACAUGCUGAUACAUAAUACAUCUGCUCUGGAACAGAGGACUAUUUUUUAGGAGACCUGAUCCAAUUGAACUGAAACUUGGUGAAUUCAAAAUGAUAAUGAAGCUAGCCAAGGUCACUCUUAGACACUAAUGAGCCACAGCCAGCAAAAAGUUACCCUUCUUAGGCUUUGAGAGCCAGGUUGCAGAGGCAGCUUUAAGAAGAAAAAAAAAUCAAAAUAACUUGCAGCUGCCCUAUUGUUGCUUCAUGUUGCAAAGACAAGUGUCCAGUGACAGUUGCUGGGUUGGAAAGCUUUCUAAACCAAGUACAUACUAUGUGGACUAACAGAAGACAAAUGUUGAGACAGAAGAGACACUAUUCCCAGAUCUUGUUUCCAGCCUUCCUAACCCUAUCAUGCAGCUUAAGUUUGAAUACGCAGGCUCUCAGACCAAAAUUAUUCUCCCAUUUGUAGUUCACUUUCAGCUUCCAUAGUGCAACACAGCACAAAUUGUUUGUCAAGAUAGUCCCAUCACACCUUGUCUAACCUUCUUUCCAACCCUGCAUAAUUCAGCUGCUCAUUAGUACUUGACAGAGGUUGUGAUACAUGCAAGAAACAUGCACUUGUCAAACUUCUAUAAGAAUUUCUAACCUAGCCCUAUGCUUUCAGUCUUAUGCAGCCAAAAUGUUAAGGCACAAGCAGAAAAAUGAGUGCAUAAAAUCUGAAGAUUGGUAAUGACAUGACCAGAAUCUGUUGGAAGACUGCAAAGUUAAGUCUCGCAAAAACACCUAGACAAAUUACUUAAUUUCCAUACAAGUUCUCCUCUUCCAGAGUGGAUGGACACUUCAAAAGAUAGAAAGCUACAGCAGGAAUUGUUUUUCUCUACUACAAAUCAAGCUGUUUGAAGAAUUUACAUAAACAGGAUGUAAAUGCCAAACACAGAACUGCAAUAAAGUUUUUCUUUAACCUCUGUGAGCAUAAAAUUGCCAGAUACACACUUAGAACCCAGGCAGGGCGCCAAACUGACUUACCUGGAGAUCUGUCAGGUGGCCCAGAAAAUAAACACUUUUUCUUUCAAACACUGGAAUAGAAAUAUAGGCUGGUUGUGGAUGAUCUCAGCAGAAUCCUGCCGUCUGUAGGCAAUAACUGACUUCUGUGUUCCCCCUGAUUCAGGUAAAGGUCAAACCAGGCUUUUGUCAACUUGCAACCAGGCCAAAAGGUUCUGCAGGUUAAACAUCUGUUUCAGCAUUUGAGACACUACAACCGGUGGGAUAUUCUUCAUAACCCAAGAAGUUAAGAUCAAGUGGACUCUUAGGGAAGUGGGGGGGGGCAAUUCAAGGGAGAGUGGAAACUCGGCAUCUCCCCAAAACAGCGAAAGCUCAUGCUGACCCAAGUGGCAGACUUACUGGGGCCUCUAGCGGUCACGUUUGGGAAAUACUGCGGAACGUAAGGCAGCAGCCAAAGCAACCCUGCUACUGCCUCAAAUCCUCAAUCCUGAAUCCAAAUAUGCUUUUUUAAUAUUUCACCUAAGAAAACAAACACACACACAGAUUACUGCAGUGAAGUAUCCCUGGUUGUCUUUGCAAGAUACUAAGCUCAGCUGAGGUGCCAGCUGCUCACAGUGGUUUUCCUAAGUAGCUGUAAUUUCAGAAAAGCGAGCCGCUCUUCACAACCCUGUUAAAUCAGCUUGCUGUUUUAUAAACACUCUAGUUACGCUGUGCUGGUAAGAUGGAGAGAGUGCCGACCCUGCUGAAGAAACCAUAAAUAGGAUUUGGCAGACAUUAAAGAUCACCAAUUGAGUCCAAAGCUAGGGAGGGCGCUGGGAUCAGAAGAGGGCUAAAAAGUUUUGCUGAGUAAAGCUCACAUACACUGAGAACAUGAAAACUAUCAGUCCAAAUUAUUCGGAGUAAGAAUGUGUCUCGGAAGUAAAACAUGAGUCUUAGCUAAGCUUUAUCGGCAAAUCCCUUGCUUGUGAGAGUGUAUGAAGGCGGCAGUUAACUCUUGUCAAUUUUAUAAACUAUUUUGUAAUGAUGUUUUAAAAUCCAAGCCAUUGCACCAGCAGCUAAGUAAAUGCAACUAAUAAAGAUUAAUCAAGGAUAAUUAAUUUUA
Dromaius novaehollandiae (emu) is the source of this 4539-nucleotide messenger RNA. It is a transcript of the gene SPACA9, whose product is annotated as sperm acrosome associated 9. The transcript has 4 exons. The record is from RefSeq and is a predicted model, not a curated record. Gene Ontology annotation, cellular component: acrosomal vesicle; ciliary base; sperm flagellum. NCBI's taxonomy places the organism in Eukaryota, Metazoa, Chordata, Aves, Casuariiformes, Dromaiidae. The coding region runs from base 166 to 897 and encodes 243 amino acids.